Pleuronectes platessa (European plaice) is the source of this 1234-nucleotide messenger RNA. RefSeq names its product myosin light chain kinase, smooth muscle. The record is from RefSeq and is a predicted model, not a curated record. Lineage: Eukaryota; Metazoa; Chordata; Actinopteri; Pleuronectiformes; Pleuronectidae. The coding region runs from base 57 to 1013 and encodes 318 amino acids. The transcript has 8 exons.
GCUGCUCAAACCAGAUUCUGUCAUCGUCCAGUCCAGAAGCAGAAGAAGCUGAGAGGAUGAGUGACGUCCGGUCGAACUCGUCCACCGUGUCCCAGGGGACAGGCCCGUCACCGGGGGGGGGCUCCUGUGGCGAGGAGCCUCCAGCCUUCGUCCUCCCUCCUCGCAACGUCCGGGUUCCCCUGGGAGGAGACGCCCGACUGGAGGGCAAGGUGUAUGGUCAUCCUGAGCCUCAGGUCACAUGGUACAGGGAGGGGAGGGCUGUGAUUGGCGGAGAGCGCUGUGUCCUGGUGAGAGGUGGGCGGGGCACCUUCAGCCUGGUGGUGGGUGGAGUCAGAGAGGAUGACCUGGGACGUUACACCUGUAUGGCGACCAAUCACGCAGGGAGCCGACAAGUUACUGUGGAGAUUCUCCUGGAAGAGGAUUCUGGGAAGAGGAUCAUCCUCCCGUCCUCCAUGAAACCAGGGUGGCGCACUAACACACAGAUGUUGGAGAACAGGACCAGCUUCUGGGCUGAGAGUCCGCCUAAGUUCAUCAGCAAACCGAGCCGGGUCUACGCCAUACUGGGUCAGAUCGGGAGGUUCUCCUCCAAAGUAACCGGACGACCACAGCCCCUGGUCACAUGGUACAAGGAGGGGGCGGGGCUUCCUUUCUGCAGGCGGGUCAGUACAUACGAGCGCUCGGGCCUUCACUUCCUGGAGAUAAAGGAAGUUUGUGCAGAAGAUGCAGGAACUUACACGUGUUCGGUCUCCAACGCUGCUGGAGCAGCGACGGUCAGCGCCGAGCUCCACGUUCAGGGUGCUGACUCCUCCAGCAGGACGGAUCACACAACUGACACCACACAGACCUGCACAGUGGACGGAGCUGCAGCCUCCUCCCACACAGAGCAGCAGCAGCGCCCCCUGCAGGCAGACUCCUGGAGGAGCAGGCCUCCUGUCCCGCUGCUCCUGGAGCCUGAGAGGAGAACUGCAGCGGCUCCAGUCAGUCAUUAUUGUUACGAUGCAUCAACACUAUGAAACUUUCAGUGUUGGACGAAAGACACAAGUGACUCAAACUACAUGAGUUAGAUAAAACUUGUUCUUUAACAUGUAAGAUAUCAUCUGUCAGAUCAACGUUAGAGUUUGAACUGCUCAAGCUCAAAUCACUUACACAGCAGCCUCAUCUUUAACUGAAGGUUAGCUCAGCAGCAUGUGUGUUAGCAUGACGCUCCACGGAGUUCUGUCUUUCUGUGUCUGAA